This is a messenger RNA of Trichosurus vulpecula (common brushtail), 483 nucleotides long. RefSeq names its product chromosome 3 C2orf50 homolog (gene CIMIP5). The transcript is spliced from 3 exons. NCBI's taxonomy places the organism in Eukaryota, Metazoa, Chordata, Mammalia, Diprotodontia, Phalangeridae. The record is from RefSeq and is a predicted model, not a curated record. Bases 1 to 483 code for a protein of 160 amino acids.
AUGGGGAGCCCUUCUCCGGCAUUUCAAAGGACCACAUUGGCUGGCGGCAGGCAACGAUCACCCAGGCCUCUUGACCCAACCUUGGCCUCAGCCCCUUCCCUUGGAAGGAUUCCAGCAAGUAUCAGCCCCCUCAGGACACAGGGUACCCAAGCCCAGGAAGCUGAGCAGGUUGCAAUGCAGGCGAACCAGGUCCAUCGGGACAACCUGUGGAGGGAGCUGCUGGAGGCUGAACUUAGGAGCCACAAGCGCUGGGUUGAAAAUUGGAGUUUUUUGAAAGACUAUGAUCCAAUGGGUAAUAAAAAAGAGCACCCGAAGCUACCAGAAUACAUCUCUUUAUUUUCUGAUACAGUUCCCAGCACAGCUAAUCAAGUGAUCGGCAGCAGGGUGAACACAGAGCUGGGUAAGAAGAUAGCAGGCAUGGAUUUCUUCUUCGCUGAAGGAAACCGAAAGAAGAAACGUAAGGAUGAUUUUCACCCCUUUUAG